Lotus japonicus is the source of this 2035-nucleotide messenger RNA. RefSeq lists its product as uncharacterized. The transcript is spliced from 5 exons. Lineage: Eukaryota; Viridiplantae; Streptophyta; Magnoliopsida; Fabales; Fabaceae. The record is from RefSeq and is a predicted model, not a curated record. The coding region runs from base 940 to 1812 and encodes 290 amino acids. Gene Ontology annotation, molecular function: transporter activity. Gene Ontology annotation, biological process: transport.
GGGUUCCGAUUGGUUUUUGCAGAUCUGGAGGAAGGGAGGGGACUUUUUUGUUUUCUGAUUUUUUUGAACCAACCCCAGGUAUUUUCAGAUGAAGAUGAAGGUGGAAUUGAGAAGAUAAAAAAUAUUUAAUAGAUCAAUUAACUUAAUUAAAAUUAUCACAAGUUAAGGUGCAUGGAAAGGUUGUUCUUUGGUAAUGAUUCUGCAUUGGAAAAAAAUUCUGGGUUGCCCUUAACUUUCUUAUUUUGUUCUGUGUCAUGGAUCAUCUUGUAGUUGAAAUAAGUGGUUGAAAAAGUUUGGGGAUGGUGUUCUGGGUUUUAGUUGUUGUGGUGAAGAAGGAGAGAGAAGAGGAACAGAUUAAGAUAAAAAAAUUGAAAUUAAUUAAAAGAUAAAUGUUUAAUUAAGAAAAUAUGUAUUUUGAUUUUUUUUAAAAAAACUUCCUAUUGGAGGUCAAAAGGCACAAGUGUAACCUUACACAAGUUUUUACUUGUGCAUGCUAAAUUUUUCCAUUAAAAGUAUCUAAUUUUUAUUGAUAAUUUAAAAUAAAAUAAAUCAGUUUUUUUUUUUGAAAUGAUCAGAUUUAUAUUCGUAAAACGGAUUGUGUCGACUAUUUUUUUACAGAGUGAUUAACUAAUUAUAGUCAAUAGAGAUGUGUUAGAAAAUCAAUUUUAUGUCGACUAUUUUUUUGUCACACCAACAACAUGAAAUGUGGACUUUUCUUACUACAUGACCGUGUUUAAGUGUUCUCAAACUUCAAUCUACCCACACACCUACGGUGGUGGCACGGAAAGGAUAUAAAUCUAAAUUUCUCAACUCAACAUCAGACAGACCCCGAUAACAGUACCAAUCAAAGGAUAAUAAGAAGAACAAGGCAGAGGCAAAGUUCUGAACCUUGGUUCAAUAUCUAGAAUUUCUACAAGUUCAACAGCAGAGGCAACUAAAAUGAAUCCUGCACAGAUUGUUUUGUUUGGAUCAACUUUUUGUGUCAUGAUAGCAGUGCACUUUUCUAUGAAGCUAAUUUCAGAACAUGUUUUAAAUUGGAAGAAACCAAAGGAGCAAAAAGCCAUAAUAAUCAUUAUCAUGAUGGCCCCAUUGUAUGCUGUGGACUCAUAUGUUGGUCUGAUAAACUUUUUUGGAAGUGAAACAUUCUUUACAUUCUUGGACUCAAUUAAAGAGUGUUAUGAGGCUCUGGUGAUAGCUAAGUUCUUGGCUUUGAUGUACAGUUAUUUAAACAUUUCCUUGAGUAAGAACAUAGUACCGGAUGAGAUCAAGGGAAGAGAGAUUCACCAUUCAUUUCCAAUGACUCUUUUUCAGCCUCAUACUACUCGUUUGGAUCAUCAUACACUUAAGCUUCUCAAAUAUUGGACCUGGCAAUUUGUGGUGUUGCGUCCAAUGUGCUCCAUCUUGAUGAUAACUUUGCAGUAUCUUGAAGUUUAUCCCAGUUGGAUCAAUUGGACAAUUACAAUCAUUCUGAAUGUUUCUGUGUCACUGGCACUGUAUUCUCUGGUUGUUUUCUACCAUGUCUUUGCUAAAGAGCUUGAACCACAUAAGCCUCUUUCCAAGUUCUUAUGCAUCAAAGGGAUUGUCUUUUUCUGCUUCUGGCAGGGAAUUGUGCUUGAUCUCAUGGCAACGAUGGGAAUAAUCAGAUCCCGGCAUUCCUGGCUUUCUGUGGAGCGAAUUGAGGAAGGUUAUCAAAACAUUUUGGUCUGUGUUGAAAUGGUUUUCUUCUCUAUAUAUCAGACCUAUGCAUACAGUGCUGCACCAUACAGCGCUAAUAACAAAAGUAAUGUGCUAUCAGAUAAAAAGUCAAAGUGAUUCCAGGACACGGAGUCAUGAGCUACAGUGUGAUUCAUAAGAUUAUGAAUGUAUGUUUCUCAGGAUUACUAUUGCUAGUACUUUCCAUUUUUCAUGAGACAAACAAUGGGUAAACAUUAAUUGCGUGAGAACAUCAGAAUAAGGUCCAUAUAUAUAGUUUGAAAAUACUGCUUGUAAUGAUGUAGAAAGUUUCACUAUACUUGUCUUAAAUCAUUAGAUUCAA